Messenger RNA from Nycticebus coucang (slow loris), 571 nucleotides. It is a transcript of the gene CCDC179, whose product is annotated as coiled-coil domain containing 179. Lineage: Eukaryota; Metazoa; Chordata; Mammalia; Primates; Lorisidae. The record is from RefSeq and is a predicted model, not a curated record. The transcript has 4 exons. Bases 1 to 207 code for a protein of 68 amino acids.
AUGUGCCUAUGCUGCGGGGAAACCGAGCCUUCCCAAGUCAUCCCAGAAAGACCAAGAAGGCUACAUCCUGCAGAGAUCACUGAACAGCAGCUUGCUGAUAAACGUAUUCAGUACAUGAAAAACCUAAAGAGAGAGAAAAGGAGAUUGAGUAAACAGUUUGCAAACCCCAACCCCGUUCAAGAUCCGGGACUGCUAUGGUCAGUUUGAUAAAGUGGAGUCCAGAUGAAAGAAACCAUGUUCCAGGCCAAUAUAUGCGAAUCUCUAACAUCAAGUGACAGAUCAUGAUUUGACUUCAUCUGGAAAACAAAUACAAUACUCUGCCGUUCCAGCAAAAUAAACACACUACAGGCAUUGAAUAUCCAAGAUACAGGCUCUAAAAUUUUAUGAAAUACCAUGUCUCCCUACCACUUUCUUUCCGUGGUAAAUUUGAGAUUCACUGCUUUUCAACAAAUAGUAAUGAAUAGUGUAGGUAGGCUAUUAAAAUCUUAUUCUCACAUUUAAAGUGGUUCAGAUGAAUUCCUGACUUAUGUAGAUAUUUAUAAUUAUGCUUUAAUCAUAAAGUAAAAACAGA